Monoraphidium neglectum is the source of this 3269-nucleotide messenger RNA. Its product is annotated as Phenolpthiocerol synthesis polyketide synthase ppsA. Gene Ontology annotation, molecular function: 3-oxoacyl-[acyl-carrier-protein] synthase activity; fatty acid synthase activity. The transcript is spliced from 8 exons. Gene Ontology annotation, biological process: fatty acid biosynthetic process. The record is from RefSeq and is a predicted model, not a curated record. The annotation marks the transcript as partial. Lineage: Eukaryota; Viridiplantae; Chlorophyta; Chlorophyceae; Sphaeropleales; Selenastraceae.
AUGGUUUCGGCCGAAUUCCUGGCUGCCAAGCGCUGCGCGCUCUCGCCGGUGCCCCCGGGCCGCUACCCGCCCGGAUCGCUCUCGGCCGCCGCGGCGGCUGUGAGGCUUGGGGUUCUGCCAGACGCCGGGGCGGAGGCUUUCGACCACCGCUUCUUCCAUGUCAGCCCAGCCGCCGUCGCGGACGUCGACCCGCAGCAGCGCAUGGCCCUGGAGGUCACCUAUGAGGCACUGCAGGACGCGGGGCUUUCCAUGGAGCGCAUGCGCGGCCUGGACAUCGGCGUUUUUGCCGGCGUCGGGUUGCCAGAGUUUCCAAUCAGGAACGGCUCCGAGCCAGGGGCCGUCGGCUCCGUCACGGGGACCUACGGGGAGCCGAUCUUUCUGGUGCCUUUUGAUUUCAACAGCUCCAACCUCGAUUAUGAAGUGCGGAUGGCUGGUGCCGUGCUUGGUGUCAACCGCCUCUUCUCCUCCGCCCACCUCGACACCGUCGACCCCCGCCCCUCCCCCUCCAGCUGCUUCGUGGCCAACCGGGUGUCGCACUUCUUCGACUUUACCGGCCCCUCUGUGGCCAUCGACACCGCCUGCUCCUCUUCGCUCACGGCGCUGCACCUUGCCGCCAACAGCCUGCGCGCCGGCGACUGCUGCGCGGCCGUGGUGAUCGGGACGAGCGCGCUGCUCUCCAGCUACGUCCUCCUGAGCUCCCUGGCCAGCGGCGCCAUUUCCCCCACCGGCGACUCGCGCCCCUUCGACGCCCGCGCCAACGGCUUCGUGCGCGCCGAGGGCGCGGUCGCGAUCCUCCUCCUGCCGGUCGGCCCUGUCCGCCCCGAGCUCGGCGCCGCACUGGCCGGCGCCGCGCUGCGACCUUACGGCUACGUCGUUGGCAGCGGCGCCGGCGCUGACGGAGCGAAGCCCUCUGCGGUUGCGCCGGCGCCUGCGGCGCAGCAGCGGCUGAUGCGGCAGGUGCACGCGCGCGCGGGGGUGGACCCCGCGGACGUCUGCUACAUGGAGGCGCACGCGACGGGCACGGCCGUGGGCGACCCCACUGAGGCCCUCAGCAUAGGCACCGUCCUCGGCCGCAGCGGCCGCCCCAAGCCGCUGCCCGUCGGAUCCCUCAAGGGCAACCUCGGGCACCUCGAGAGCGCCGCAGGCCUGGCCAGCUUGGUCAAGGUCCUCGUCAUGGCCCGCCACCGCGUUCUGCUGCCGACGGCAUCCUUUGAGGGUUGGAGCCCGAAGAUCGACGCGGCGCGGCUGAACAUACGCGUGGUGGCGGAGGUGGAGCGGCUGGCCACGCCGGCUGGGGCGCCCUUUUUCAUGGGCAUCAACAGCUUCGGCAUGGGCGGCGCCAAUGCCUACGCGAUCAUCCGCGGGCCAGACGAGGGGCAGCACUUGGAGGUGGUGGCAGGCGCUGGCGGCGCACCUGCGCGCCUGGCGGCGGUCCCCAGUGCGCCCCCGCCGCCGCGAGCGCCGCUGCUGCUGCUGCCGCUCGCGGCGCACGACGCGUCGCUGCUGGCGCCGUACUCAGAGCGCUGGGCCGCGUUUGCCGCCGGCGGCGGCGACGUCGACGGGGGGGUCCGCGCCCACCAGCGCACCGCGGCGCUCAGCCUGCGCCACCGCGCCGCGCUGCUGCUCCCAGCACCCGACGGCGCGGCGCCGGCGGCCGCCCCCGCGCCUAUCACGCCAGCGCCCGGGCUGGCCGCGGCGGCGGCGCGUGGUGCCGCGCCCCGCGUCGGCGUCGUGUUUUGCGGGCAGGGCACGCACUGGCCCGGGAUGGGCGGCGAGCUGUGGACGCACCUGCCCGCCUUCCGCGUGGGCGCCCUGGAAUUUGCCGCAACCUACCCCGGCCCGCCGCUGCUGCUGCCAGAGCGCGACUGGGGCGCGGCGUCGCCGCCGUUCGCCCCUGCGAUCGCGGCGGCGCUGGCCGCGCCGCCUGCCGGUGCCGAUGUCCGCCUGACGCUGCCGGCGACGAUGAUGGUCGGCUACGCGCAGUGGCGCGUGCUGUGCGCGCUGGGCGUGCGCUGCGCCGCCGCGGCGGGCCACUCGGCGGGAGAGAUGCUCGCGGCGCUCGCGGCUGGCGAGAUCGACCUCCGGCGCCUGUGCCAGCUCACCUAUGCGCGCGCCGCCGCGCUCGGCGCGCUGCCGGCGACUGGCGGCAUGGCGGCCGUGUCGGGGCCGCGGCCGGAAGUCGAGCGGCUGCUUGCCGAGGCGUGCGCCGCGGCCGGCGCUGGCCCCGGCGCGGCGGCGGUGGCCGCGACGAACGCGCCGGGCGAGCUCACCGUGUCGGGCGCCGCGGCUGCGAUCGCUGCGUUCGUCGCCGCGGCGGGCGCGGCCGGGCUGCGUGCGCAGCAGCUGCCGGGCGCCAGGGCGUUCCACCAUGGCCCGAGCGUCUCCGCCGUGCGUGGGGUGUUCUUCUCGGCUCUGGCAGAGGUCGGGUGGGCGGACGAGCAGGGCGCAUCAGCACCAGCGGCCAGCGCAGGCCCCGCGUUCUGCCCCGCCGGCGUCCCCGCCGGCCCCGGCGCCUGCCGCUCAGCCGAGCGCUGGUGGCAGCAGCUGCUGCGCCCCGUCGACUUCCAGAGCGCGCUCGCGGGCGUCGCCACCGCGCGCUGCGACGCCGCACUCGAGCUCGGCCCGCGCUCCGUGCUGCGGCGCUACGCGGCCGCGGCGCUGCCGGGCGCCGCGGCGCUGGCGCUGGUGCGCGCGCCUGGGAGCGGGGCGGAGCUGCGGGAUGCGUUUGAGGCGCUGGCGCGGCUUUGGCUCGGCGGUGCGGAGAUCAGGUGGGGCGAGCUCCUGGAGCGCGGCCCUGCGGGCGCCGGCUUCCCGCGGCUUCCGUGGCUCCGCACCCCCGUUGCUGGCAGCGGCGGCGGCACGACUGUCGAGGCCGAAGCAGCAACAACACCAGCCAGCAAGAUCGAGGCGUUGCUCGUCCAGGCAGCCGCGACGGCGGCGGCGCCGGGGGCGCCGGCAGCGGCGCCUGUGGCCCUGAACGGCACCGGCCGCGCAGGCGGCGCCGCUCCCAGCGUCCCUGCCGCCGCGGCUCCUUCGGCGUUCAGCAAUGGCCCUGCCGCCGCAUCCGCCGCCGCGCCCGCCGCGGCCGCGGCCGCGAUCACCCUGGUGGAUCUGCCUCAGCACUAUGAAGACCACCGCAUCGGCGGCCGCCCCCUCGUGCCUGCAACUGCCUACCUGAGUGCCGCCCUAGUGGCUGCGGUUGCGGCAGCUGCCGAGUCGGGCUCCCAGCCUGCGGCGCACGCGGCGGCGCCGGGCGCGCCUGCCGUCGU